Messenger RNA from Lynx canadensis (Canada lynx), 2205 nucleotides. RefSeq names its product WD repeat containing, antisense to TP73 (gene WRAP73). Bases 411 to 2060 code for a protein of 549 amino acids. The transcript has 12 exons. Lineage: Eukaryota; Metazoa; Chordata; Mammalia; Carnivora; Felidae. The record is from RefSeq and is a predicted model, not a curated record. Gene Ontology annotation, biological process: protein localization to mitotic spindle pole body; mitotic sister chromatid segregation; microtubule anchoring at mitotic spindle pole body. Gene Ontology annotation, molecular function: protein binding. Gene Ontology annotation, cellular component: MWP complex; microtubule organizing center; mitotic spindle.
AGGUUCCAGGUCGCGUCCUGCGCUCUCCCUCUCCUCCGCGCGGGUGCAAACGCCAAAGGCAUUCUCCCCAGAUCUGCGUAGUGCCCGAGGGGAGGCGAGGGCCUCCCUGCAGGCAGGGUUGCCCAGUUCAGCCAAAAAGAAAGAAAAAAGAAAAGAAAAAAACCCAGAAAACGGAUACGUACUUAUUCACCGUGUAUAACAUACAAUGUGUGUAUAUACACUAUUACGUAUUUAGAUAGAAGCGCGUAGGUGUCCGUAAACGUAGUUACAUCUAAGCGUAUUCACGUGUAAGUAUAAACACUCAAACGUAAGCGGACACACAGGACGCCCGUUUACAUUUGAAGUUCAGAUAAGCGGGUACUUUUUUGGUGUUUGUCCCAUACAGUAUCUGAGAGCAUUUUCCCACAAAAAUGAUUCGUUGUGUGCCUGAAAUUCAACUUGAGCGCGCGUCCCGCGUUUUCGGUGUCAACCCUCGCUGGGGGGCGGAUCGUCCUGGUGGCGAGAAGCGCGGCGGCGCGGGAACGCGCGAACUACAAGCCCCACAAUGCUGCGCGGGCACCCGGGGCCCUGAUAGGCUACGAGGUGCUUCCGCCCUCCGUCACUUCCGGCCGCGGUGUUGGAGGUUGCCGCAGACCCGGCGGGAGUGGAGCGCCCGGGGCCGGGGAUCGGAGGCCGCCAUGAACUUCUCCGAGGUGUUCAAGCUCUCCGGCCUGCUCUGCAAGUUCUCCCCGGACGGCAAGUACCUGGCUUCUUGCGUCCAGUACCGCUUAGUGGUCCGGGAUGUGCACACCCUCCAGAUCCUUCACCUGUACACGUGCCUGGACCAGAUCCAGCACAUCGAGUGGUCGGCGGACUCCCUCUUCAUCCUGUGCGCCAUGUACAAGCGGGGGCAGGUUCAGGUGUGGUCCCUGGAGCAGCCCGAGUGGCACUGCAGGAUCGACGAGGGCUCGGCCGGGCUGGUGGCCUCCUGCUGGAGCCCCGACGGCCGCCACAUCCUCAACACAACCGAGUUCCACCUGCGGAUAACUGUCUGGUCCUUGUGCACAAAGUCCGUGUCUUACAUCAAAUACCCCAAAGCCUGUCAGCAGGGGGUCUCCUUUACCCGGGACGGCCGCUACAUGGCGCUGGCGGAGCGGCGCGACUGCCAGGACCACGUGAGCGUCUUCGUCUGCAGCGACUGGCAGCUCCUGCGGCACUUUGACACAGAGACCCAGGACCUCGCAGGGAUCGAGUGGGCCCCAAACGGCUGUGUGCUGGCAGUGUGGGACACCUGCCUGGAGUACAAGGUCCUGCUCUACUCCUUGGACGGCCGGCUCUUGUCCGCGUACUGUGCCUACGAGUGGUCCCUGGGCGUCAAGUCUGUGGCCUGGAGCCCCAGCAGUCAGUUCCUGGCCAUCGGAAGCUAUGACGGGAAGGUGCGCAUCCUUAAUCACGUGACUUGGAAAAUGAUCACAGAGUUCGGGCACCCAGCCACCAUUAACAAUCCCAAAAUAGUCGUGUACAAGGAAGCCGAGAAGACUCCGCGGCUGGCGCCGGGCCGCCUGGCCUUCCCCCCGCCCAGAGCAGCGGCCGGCGUGGCCUCCCCCGCGGAGACCAAGUAUGAGAUCGCCUCCGUGCCAGUCUCCUUACAGACCCUGAAGCCUGUUGCCGACAGAGCGAACCCGAAAAUCGGCAUCGGAGCGCUGGCCUUCAGCCCGGACAGCUACUUCCUGGCGACGAGAAGCGACAGUGUCCCGAACGCCGUCUGGAUCUGGGACAUUCAGAAGCUGAGGCUCUUCGUGGUGCUGGAGCAGCUGUCCCCCGUGCGCUCCUUCCAGUGGGACCCGCAGCAGCCCCGGCUGGCCAUCUGCACGGGAGGCGGCAAGGUGUACCUGUGGUCGCCAGCGGGCUGCGUGUCCGUGCAGGUGCCUGGGGAAGGUGACUUUCAGGUGCUUUCUCUGUGCUGGCAUUUAAACGGGGACUCACUGGCCCUCCUCAGUAAGGACCACUUCUGCCUGUGUUUCCUGGAAACCGAGGACAGGGUUGGCACGGCCUUUGGACGGCCAGGUGACCACACGUAGGACCUGCGAGUGCCCAGGCCCGGCCGAGAUGAGAGAACACCGCGGCACGUGGCAGCCACGGGGAAGGUGCGGGGCUUCUGGGGGGCGGGGGGUGUUCCCCAACAGUGGCCCAGAUGAAAUGACCGGCUUUUAUUUUUGUAUAGCA